UAGCUGUGUGAGCGAUUUGAGUAUCGUCUCGGUGCGAGGACAUACGAAUUACAAUUGCACAGAGUGGAGUAGAGGAGGAGGAAAUCUAGAGGGAAUAAGUGACCGCAACAAAACAAGGGGAUUAUAUUGGAUAUAUAUUUCAUCGCUUAAUUAUGGCUGUAAAGAGAAAACGGUGAGAUCGGGCGUUUUCAAGACAUGAUUGGCCGGUCUUCAGCGUGAUAGGCAACCUAGCUGGUGCUGGAUUCUCUCAUCGAACUUUUGGCUGAAGAAGUUUACAACAGUACGGCUAACCAUUAACGUUAACACCGGCGCUGUCUUCUACUUCUGACACAGCCCUAACGUUACACAUUCAAGACAAAAUGGUGUCCUGGUUAAUUUCGAGAGUCGUUGUGCUGGUGUUUGGGACCCUGUAUCCUGCAUACUACUCUUACAAAGCUGUCAAGACCAAAAAUGUCAAGGAAUAUGUGCGAUGGAUGAUGUACUGGAUUGUGUAUGCCCUCUACACUGUCGUGGAGACCGCCACUGACCUAACACUGGCAUGGUUUCCCUUGUACUAUGAGCUGAAGAUAGGCUUUGUGAUCUGGCUGCUGUCCCCCUACACCAAAGGAGCAAGUCUCAUUUACAGGAAGUGUCUGCACCCUCUGCUGUCCUCCAGGGAGAGGGAAAUAGAUGAGUAUAUCGUGCAGGCCAAAGAGAGGAGCUAUGAGACCAUGGUGAACUUUGGCAGGCAGGGACUGAGCAUUGCAGCCACUGCCGCUGUCACUGCAGCUGUCAAGGGUCAGGGUGCCAUCACCGAGAAGCUGCGUAGCCUGAGUAUGCAUGACCUCACACAGAUAGGCCAGCAGGAUGACGGAGGAAAUCAGCUGUAUCAUUACAGCUCCACUGCAGCCAACCCCGCCGCUAGAAGAGCUCAGAGCGUUGAUGUUUCCGAUGGACCAGAGUACUUUUAUGACCAGGAGGAGAGAACAGAUGAAGAAGCAGAGGCAAUCUUCUCUGAAGAUGAGGCUGUUAGUCAGAAGGGACUGAGACGAUCACAGAGUGUUAAGAUCGCACGAUCCAGAAUCCGCAAAGAUGCUCGUUAUGGAUCCCUCAAGAUUAAAGGCAAGAAGAGACCAGUGCUGAGCUCUGUUAACUAUGGAAUGUGAAAAACUACUGCUGACACACAAACACACACACACUCGGCUGAGUGGGGGAGGCUCUUGUCAGCCUGUAUUCCACUUCUUCUCAGUCUGACUCUUUUCUUUGCUGAACUCUAAUCUAGUUGUUGAUGAGCUUUCUGCACACAUAUUUAUUACUUAAAUCAUCCAGAACCAGUCUUUUAGAGAUGUUAUAUCUUUGAUGGGGUUAUCCUCUGCCUGUCUUUGGGUUUGUGGCAUACAUUGAGGAACAGAAGUAUUUGAACGCCCUGCGAUUUUGCAAGUUCUCCCACUUAGAAAUCAGCUUACGUUCA
This is a messenger RNA of Monopterus albus (swamp eel), 1450 nucleotides long. RefSeq names its product receptor accessory protein 3b (gene reep3b). Gene Ontology annotation, biological process: endoplasmic reticulum tubular network organization. NCBI's taxonomy places the organism in Eukaryota, Metazoa, Chordata, Actinopteri, Synbranchiformes, Synbranchidae. Gene Ontology annotation, cellular component: endoplasmic reticulum tubular network; endoplasmic reticulum membrane; cytoplasmic microtubule. Gene Ontology annotation, molecular function: microtubule binding. Bases 360 to 1145 code for a protein of 261 amino acids. The transcript is spliced from 8 exons. The record is from RefSeq and is a predicted model, not a curated record.